Messenger RNA from Oenanthe melanoleuca, 2003 nucleotides. RefSeq names its product 2-oxoglutarate and iron dependent oxygenase domain containing 3 (gene OGFOD3). Lineage: Eukaryota; Metazoa; Chordata; Aves; Passeriformes; Muscicapidae. Gene Ontology annotation, cellular component: membrane. The coding region runs from base 15 to 1040 and encodes 341 amino acids. The record is from RefSeq and is a predicted model, not a curated record. The transcript is spliced from 9 exons. Gene Ontology annotation, molecular function: L-ascorbic acid binding; oxidoreductase activity, acting on paired donors, with incorporation or reduction of molecular oxygen; iron ion binding.
CAGGAGGAGGCGCGAUGGCUCCGCAGCGGCGGGCGCUGCCCCGCGGGCCCGACAGCGCCGGGCCGGGGCCGGGGCCGGGGCGCGGGGGCCGCCGGCACAGCAGCGCCAGGAAGGGCAGAGUCCAGCAGGAUCCCCGGGGAAGGUGGCUGAAGGCAGCGAUCCUCCUCCUCCUCUCCGCCGCGGCCGGCGGCGGCCUCGUGCUCUGGAGCCUCCGCAGCCGGGAUGGGAUCCCCGAGGGUGGAAUUUCUGAAAACGGGGUCCCCGAGGGUGCAAUCCCUGAAGAGGGGGUCACCGAGGUGCUGGCACAUCGCAAUGACAACCUGCAGGACAAGUUCAUGGAGAUCCCCUGCUCGGAGGACUACGACAGCCACAAGCGCUUUGCAGGUUGCACUCCUAGGAAGUGUGGAAGAGGUGUGACAGAUGCUGUAAUCACAAGGGAAGAAGCUGAAAGAAUCCGUAGAAUAGCAGAGAGGGGACUGUCCUUGGGAGGAUCUGAUGGAGGGGCAUCCAUUUUGGACUUGCACUCUGGAGCUCUUUCCCUGGGGAAGCAUUUUGUAAAUCUGUACAGGUACUUUGGGGACAAAAUUCAUGACAUCUUCACAGAAGAGGAUUUUGCAUUAUACCGGGAUGUGAGGCAGAGGAUUCAGCAAAGGAUUGCUCAGGUGUUUGGUAUCAGCUCUUCCGCCAUGUACCUGACCAAGCCAACAUUCUUCUCCAGGAUGAACAGCACAGGAGCCAAGACAACACAUGAUGAGUACUGGCACCCACAUGUGGACAAGGUGACUUAUGGCUCUUUUGACUACACUUCUCUGCUCUAUCUCUCUGACUACUCCAAAGACUUUGGGGCUGGACGGUUCGUGUUCAUGGAUGCAGAUUCCAACAGGACAGUGGAGCCCCGAGCAGGCCGGGUGUCGUUUUUCACCUCGGGCUCGGAGAACCUGCACCGUGUGGAGAAGGUUCGGUGGGGCACUCGCUUCGCCAUCACCAUCUCCUUCAGCUGCGACCCCGCGCACGGCAUCGGGGACCCGCUGCUGGGCUGAGCCUGAGCCUGGCCUGAGCCUGAGCCUGAGCCUGAGCCUGAGCCUGAGCCUGAGCCUGAGCCUGAGCCUGAGCCAGACACAGCUCAGGAGCUGCUGGCCUGAGCCUGAGCCUGAGCCUGAGCCAGACACAGCUCAGGAGCUGCUGGGCUGAGCCUGAGCCAGACACAGCUCAGGAGCUGCUGGGCUGAGCCUGAGCCUGAGCCAGACACAGCUCAGGAGCUGCUGGGCUGAUCCUGAGCCUGAGCCUGAGCCUGAGCCUGAGCCUGGCCUGAGCCUGAGCCUGAGCCUGAGCCUGAGCCUGAGCCUGAGCCAGACAGCUCAGGAGCUGCUGGCCUGAGCCUGAGCCUGAGCCAGACACAGCUCAGGAGCUGCUGGGCUGAGCCUGAGCCAGACACAGCUCAGGAGCUGCUGGGCUGAGCCUGAACCAGACACAGGUCAGGAGCUGCUGGGCUGACCUUGAACCAGACACAGGUCAGGAGCUGCUGGGCUGAGCCUGAACCAGACACAGGUCAGGAGCUGCUGGGCUGACCUUGAACCAGACACAGGUCAGGAGCUGCUGGGCUGAGCCUGAACCAGACACAGGUCAGGAGCUGCUGGGCUGAGCCUGAGCCAGACACAGGUCAGGAGCUGCUGGGCUGAGCCUGAGCCAGACACAGCUCAGGAGCUCCGGGUGGGAGCUCAGCUGGCACAGGAGAGACCCUGCAGGAGGAGAGGAGAAAGGGAGAAAGCAUCUCCUGUAACCUCAUGUGCUAUUAGAGCUGCCCAGCUGUGGGAACACACCCUCACACACUUUGUUUUCACAUCUCCUUUCCAUAAACAGUGCAAAUGGUGGCUUAAGGACCACCUUAAAUGUGAUGCAUUCUGGAAAUGGUUUGUCUUCAUGUGCCAAAGAGACAGGCUACAAAGAACAGAGAAUGGGCUCCACAAAGAAGAGAAAAUGAAUUCUUCAUUUUUAAAAUAUUU